AUGAAAUGCUUUUGCAAAAAUAAACCUAAAGACUUAAUAAUAUCAAUUAAAGAUGAUAAUGUUAUCUUUUAAACUUGUAAUUAUUGAAUAUUUCAUGGAUAGGCAAUAACACUUAAAAUGUUAUCCAUAAAUUUCAAGGUUUUUAUGAUUUUAGCGAUAGUAGUGAUAAUGAUAAUUAAAUAAUUCGAUUAAUGUCUUAGAUAUCAAAUAAGAACUUUGAUAAGAAUUCUAUCAAAUAAAUCAUUGAGAUAAAUACUAAUUGUUCAAAUGUAUUUAUGGUUCUCAAGUUAGCAUUCUAAAAUUUAUAUUAAUAAUGAAACCAAUAUUUAACUUGUGAGUUCAUCAUAGUCCACAUCAACAAGUAGUCCAACAUUAAGGGAACCUAAAAAAAAGAAAAAGUAAAAACCAAAAAACAAAGAAAUUAAGCCAAAAUCUGAAGUUGAUAAACCACAAUAAAUUUCUGAUUCAAAAAAUUAAAGUAAAGUUUGUUCUUUAGGGAAUGAGGAUAUAAGAAUAUUUGAAGAAAAGAUAAAAUAAUAUACAUCUGAAAUAGAUGAUUCCUAAAAAAUAGUCUUAAAUCUUCCAUUAGAAUGGAUUAAAAAAUUUGGAGUUCAAAAAAAAAAGAAAUGA
Molecule: messenger RNA, 630 nt
Organism: Paramecium pentaurelia
Lineage: Eukaryota; Ciliophora; Oligohymenophorea; Peniculida; Parameciidae
Source: the annotation of a GenBank genome assembly